AUGACGAAUGAAGAUCCCAAUUGGCGCCCUAAAGCCAUCGUCUUCGACCUCUUGACAGCCCUGCUCGACUCAUGGAGUCUCUGGGACGCAUCGACGCCGUCCAAAACAACAGAAGAAGGCCGCCGCUGGCGCAAGCAGUACCUCGAGCUCACCUUCGGUGCAGGCGCAUACUCGCCAUCAACCGCAUAUGAAAGCCUCGUGGAGCAAUCAGCCCGCGACGUCGGCCUCCCGGACUCGGCACCCGCAGCGCUUGUCCAGAACUGGCAGCAGCUACAGGCGUGGCCAGAGGUGGCGCAGGUCCUCCCGGAGCUUAAGGCAAGGGGAUAUAAGCUCGGCGUGGUUACAAAUUGCUCAGCGGAGUUGGGACCCGUCGCUGUGCGGAGAGCUGAGCAGUCUGUCGGCGGUGGGUUCAGUUUUGACGCUGCCAUCACGGCUGAGGACAGUGGCUUCUACAAGCCUGCAAAGGAAGCAUACGAGGCUAUCCUUCCACGACUCGGCGUGCAGUUGGAUGAGAUUCUUUUUGUUGCCGGCAGUGCGGGAGAUGUUCAGGGUGCUACGGAUGCUGGGAUGAGGGUCGUCUGGCAUAAUCGCGUUGGGUUGGCUAAGAAGGGUGAUGCGAUCGCGUGGAGGGAGGGUAAGACGUUGGAUGAGGCUUUGCAUGGUUUUCUUUGA
Messenger RNA from Diaporthe amygdali, 672 nucleotides. RefSeq lists its product as uncharacterized. The record is from RefSeq and is a predicted model, not a curated record. The coding region runs from base 1 to 672 and encodes 223 amino acids. The transcript has a single exon. NCBI's taxonomy places the organism in Eukaryota, Fungi, Ascomycota, Sordariomycetes, Diaporthales, Diaporthaceae.